Molecule: messenger RNA, 663 nt
Organism: Magnolia sinica
Lineage: Eukaryota; Viridiplantae; Streptophyta; Magnoliopsida; Magnoliales; Magnoliaceae
Product: pathogenesis-related protein STH-2-like
Exons: 4
Coding region: 1-663 (220 amino acids)
Biological process (GO): abscisic acid-activated signaling pathway; defense response
Cellular component (GO): cytoplasm; nucleus
Molecular function (GO): protein phosphatase inhibitor activity; abscisic acid binding; signaling receptor activity
Source: RefSeq, a predicted model, not a curated record
AUGGUUGCUGGAACGGUGGGUCACGAAAUCUUGUCUCCAAUCUCACCAUCGAGACUCUGGAAGGCGAUGGUGAAGGACUCCCACAACCUCAUGCCCAAGCUCAUGCCUGAAAUCAUAUCAAGCAUUGUCAUUCUAGAAGGUGAUGGUGGGGUUGGCACGAUCAGACAGUCCAACUUCACUGAUGUCAUCAAGGACUUCAGCUACUGGAAGGACCGCAUAGAUGAGAUCAACGACAAUAACCAUUUGUUCAAGUACUCAGUGAUUGAAGGUGGCCUACUCGGGAAGAAAGUGAAAUCAACUACAUUUACGUUGGAGUUCAAAGAUGGCAUCAAUGGCGGAAGUGUAUGCAAGUUUCAUGGAGAGUUUGAGACGGUAGAAGGUAACCUGCCCAAGGAAGAUGAAACUAAGGAGAUGAUGGGAAACAUGGAGGGAAUGUUCAAGGCAGUAGAAGGAUAUCUCCUUGAAAAUCCAAAUGCAUACGAAGCCCUACAGGUUGUUUUCCAGAAAAACAUCGCAGAAAAUCUAGCGGGCUGGGGUAGCUGGUGGCGCGUUGUCGACUGGGCGGUGGCGCCGCCCCCUUUUGGUGCAGGCAGCAGUGCACCACCGCGGUCCUCUGGAGGUUCUGGCAGUGGCAGCGGUGGUGGGCCGCCGGUCUGGCGGUAG